GGGGCUGCGCCGCCCCUUUAAGAGCGGCGAGGCCAGGCAGCCGCCCGGAGGAGAGCGCAGCCGCCCGGCCGGCCGGCUCCGGAGGAGACAGCGGAGCGAACUGGGCUCCAGGCAAAGGGGGCUGCGCAGCUGGCCGACAGUUAGGGGGUCCACCUCGCCCGCCGCUCCAUCCCCUCAAACCCGGGGCCGGGGUCCUCCCAGCAUCUCGGCUCCGCCCCGGCCCCGCCCCGGCCGGGCCGCGGGACCGGGAGCCUGGACGGCUGUACUGCAACCAGAGGCAGGGCUGGGGCUGCUGGCCAGAGUCCUGCCGGCUCCCUGAUUCCCUGCAGGGCAAAGUGAUGGAGGAGAAGGCAUUGGAGGUGGGCAGCUGUGGGCUGGGGCCAGGGGCUGUGGAAGUGGCCCUGGAGGAUAUGGCAGGGUGCCCUGGCCCCACAGAGCCCCCCCUACUGACCACACACCUGAAGAAAGUGGAGAACCAUAUCACAGAAGCCCAGCGCUUCUCUCAUCUUCCAAAGCGCUCUGCAGUUGAUGUAGAAUUCGUGGAGCUGUCCUAUUCUGUUCGAGAGGGACCCUGCUGGCGCAAGAGGGGAUAUAAGACUCUUCUCAAAUGUUUAUCUGGCAAGUUCUGUCGAAGGGAGCUGAUUGGCAUCAUGGGACCCUCAGGGGCCGGGAAGUCAACAUUCAUGAACAUCCUUGCUGGGUAUAGGGAGACUGGCAUGAAGGGGCAGAUCUUGGUGAAUGGGCAACCUCGGGACCUGCGGACCUUUCGUAAGAUGUCAUGUUACAUCAUGCAGGAUGAUAUGCUGCUUCCUCAUCUCACUGUGCUAGAGGCCAUGAUGGUCUCUGCCAACUUGAAGUUGAAUGAAAAACAAGAGGUGAAGAAGGAGCUGGUGACUGAGAUUCUGACGGCUUUGGGACUGAUGUCCUGCUCCCACACGAGGACGGCCAUGCUCUCCGGGGGUCAGAGGAAACGACUGGCAAUUGCUUUGGAGCUUGUCAACAACCCACCUGUCAUGUUCUUUGAUGAGCCUACCAGUGGGCUAGACAGUGCCUCCUGCUUCCAGGUUGUAUCAUUAAUGAAGUCCUUGGCUCAGGGGGGCCGAACCAUCAUCUGCACCAUCCAUCAGCCCAGUGCCAAGCUAUUUGAGAUGUUUGACAAGCUCUACAUCCUGAGCCAGGGGCAAUGCAUCUUCAAGGGUAUGGUGACUAACCUGAUUCCUUACCUGAAGGGCUUGGGCCUACAUUGUCCCACCUACCACAACCCGGCGGACUUCAUCAUUGAAGUAGCCUCAGGGGAGUAUGGGGACCUGAAUCCAAUGCUGUUCCGGGCAGUACAGAAUGGACUCUGUACUGUGGCAGAGAAGAAAGACACCCCAGAGAAGAACCAUGUCCAGUCCCCUUGCCCCGUUUGUCCUCCAGAAGUAGACCCCAUCGAGAGUCACACAUUCGCCACUAACACAUUCACCCAGUUCUGCAUCCUCUUCAAGAGAACCUUCUUGUCCAUCCUCAGGGACACGGUUCUGACCCACCUUCGAUUCAUGUCCCAUGUGGUGAUUGGUGUACUCAUUGGUCUCCUUUACCUGCACAUUGGAAAUGAUGCCAGCAAAGCCUUAAACAACACAGGCUGCCUCUUCUUUUCCAUGCUUUUCCUCAUGUUUGCUGCCCUCAUGCCUACUGUUCUUACCUUUCCCCUAGAAAUGGCUGUCUUCAUGCGGGAACAUCUCAACUAUUGGUAUAGCCUCAAAGCUUAUUACUUAGCCAAGACUAUGGCUGAUGUGCCCUUUCAGGUGAUUUGCCCAGUGGCUUAUUGCAGCAUUGUGUAUUGGAUGACUAGCCAACCAGCUGAAGCCUCCAGAUUCCUGCUCUUCUCUGCUCUGGCCACAGCUACUGCCCUGGUAGCCCAGUCCCUAGGACUACUGAUUGGGGCUGCGUCCAACUCUCUACAGGUGGCCACCUUUGUGGGCCCAGUAACGGCUAUCCCUGUCCUCCUCUUCUCUGGCUUCUUUGUUAGCUUCAAAACCAUCCCUACCUAUCUGCAGUGGAGUUCCUAUCUCUCCUAUGUCAGAUAUGGCUUUGAGGGUGUGAUUCUGACCAUCUAUGGCAUGGAGCGGGGGGACCUGGACUGCUUCGAGAACUCCUCAAAUUGCCCAUUCCAGGAACCCGAGAGUAUCCUCCGCCAACUGGAUGUUGAGGACGCCAAGCUCUACAUGGAUUUCCUGGUCUUGGGCAUCUUCUUCCUGGCACUGAGGCUGUUGGCAUAUCUUGUGCUCCGCUACCGAGUGAAGUCGGAGAGAUAGAGCUCCCCACUUCCUCCCAGCCACAGCAGGAAGCCCUGUUCCUCUCUACCCCACCUUCCAGCCCUUUGGGGCUGUUUUAACCUCAGAGACUCGGGAGCUGGUUGCUGGUGCAGCCAGCCUGGCCCUGCCCUGCCCUGCCCCAUUCCUGUCAAUGUCCAUGACUCCAGGAUGUCCAGCUCCACCUGAGGGAUGUUGGAAGGCUCUAAACUUCCUCUCUCAGUCCUAUCACCUCUCCUGUGUUUUGAUGCAGUUUGUGGCUUCCUUCUCACCUCUUCCCCAAUACCUGCAUGCAAGGGACAUUUGUUGGGCUAGGAUAGCUCCCUCCUCCUCUUCCUCCCAUUCAAUCUCCCUUUCCCUGCUCAGAACCCUCUUUGCCUCCUACUGUCAAUUGGGGGGUGGGCACCCCCUAGGGGGUUUCUGGGUUUCACUUCCAGAAACUCCACCUGACCACUGACCAAAGUGCCCCCUCUGCUCCCCAGGGGGCCCCACCACACAAGUGUUUGUAAAUUGGGCUGCAAAGGAUUGUUUUAGUAUCCAGGGCUGGUCCCUGGCUGGAUUCCAUGGAAAGUCCCUGUUAUGAAAUUGAACAGGGGGAGACUCUGGUAGUCAGACCCCCUCCACCCCAAUUCUAGGCUGCUGGAACAAUCUCUUGGGGCAGAGGCUGGAAAUUCUGUCCAUGACUAUCCCACUCAGGCCCCAGGGAAGGUAAGGCCUGGGUUCUUAAGGUGCCCCAUCCCCCCUCUCCAUCUUCCUUUGGUGGGGGAAUGGUGCACAGUGGCACCUUAGCAAUAAUGCCCAUUUCUUUUGCCCAUGUCCGAACUGGAGAAUGCACUUUAUUUUGGGAGGUGGAGUGGUUGAGGGGAUGAUCUUGAUCCUGCCCUCCUGUCACCAUAUGGGCCAGGCCUUCCCAUCCUCUCUCCAGAUUCAUUGGCACAUGCCUGCAAUCAUCACUUGGCUCUGGGAGAGGGACACAGUGAAGGGUGAGGUGGACGCCACCUUCUAAAAGCUCUGAAAAAGUACAGUUUCUGCUCAGGACCAUCCUGGGGAAUCCGUGUGGAUGGCUCCUCUCCAGUCUUCUCUCCCUCCACAAAGCCAAGGGCAGGCACAGGGCACUCCCUCCACCUGUAUUUCAGGACCUGGCAAAAGCACAGGCAGCUGGCACAAGUUGGCCUUGGCCAGCUCCACCAGAAUCCCUUCUUCCUAUGCCCUAGGGCAUGCCUCCCUGGGGCUGGCACCCCCUAGACCCCCCCCUUCCCCUCUGCUGCUUGGUUCAAACUUCUGACCACCCUCUGCCCUCCUCCCAACCAACCAAGGCUUCCCCUGGGCAUGAGAGCACAACCUCCUGGGUGCCAGAGUGACAGACACAUCCAGAACAUUUCUGGUUUCCCCAGUGGGGGUCAAGGACCCCCUGCUGCUGAACUCCCUGGCCUGGGUGCUGAGGCUGGCUCAAAUCCACCCUUCCCCAUCCCCCACAGACCACUGUCUCCUGUCAUAUGGAGAUGUCAGUGUAUUUGUGGGAUUUCACUCAUUAUUAAUAAAACCUAUAUUUAUACGGUA
Messenger RNA from Monodelphis domestica (gray short-tailed opossum), 3854 nucleotides. RefSeq names its product ATP binding cassette subfamily G member 4 (gene ABCG4). Gene Ontology annotation, biological process: cholesterol homeostasis; cholesterol efflux; transmembrane transport. Gene Ontology annotation, cellular component: plasma membrane. The record is from RefSeq and is a predicted model, not a curated record. Lineage: Eukaryota; Metazoa; Chordata; Mammalia; Didelphimorphia; Didelphidae. Gene Ontology annotation, molecular function: ATP hydrolysis activity; ATP binding; ABC-type sterol transporter activity.